AUGACGAUAUCUGCAAUGAACAAAGUCCUGGAUACUCCAGAAGUUUUGGAGAUGAUCCUGGGCCGGCUUGAUAUGCGCACGCUUCUUGUAUCAGCCCAACGAGUCUGUCGCAAUUGGAUGAACCUGAUCAGAGCUUCACCGUCUCUUCAGAUGGUGCUUUUCUUUACUUCAAUCAAUGGCUCUGAAUGGGGCAAAGAAAAGAUACCGAAUCCUCUAUUAGCGUGGGCUUUUCCUUCUAUUUUUCCCGGCGAUGACAAUUUUAGUUUUGCCAACCUGAUCAUGACCAAAGAUGACUCAAGCAUGGCCAGAUUCAUACGAAAGGAUGCAAGCUGGCGCAAGAUGCUAGUUCAACAGCCUCCCAUUUCAGAGGUUGGACUUUUCCAUAUACAACACACAAUGGGUGGCGAUUACGACGCCAGCUCUAAUAUCUCGCCCAAUUUGCCCUCUGACAUUUAUAGGAUUCAGGCGGAUGGAUCUGGCUAUAUUAGAAUGGAGAGACUCUUUGAGAUUUUACUCCUUAGUAAGCUUGUCAGUGUCCAUUUCACAAAAUUCAGUAGGGCACGAGUCUAUUGGUCUACUGAGGAGCCCAUCUCGUUUAUGGAAUCUGUGGAUGAUACCAACCGAGAGUUCCAUCGGAUGUUGAACAAGUUUAGUUUGGUUGUUUAUACACACGAUGUGACGCAGUGCUCAGGGGGCUGGGGACCGCCAAGUCAAAAUGAAGGCAUCAUGAAGAAGAUCAUCGCAGCAUAUAAAGAACAUUGUUUAGAUGUUGAUAUGAAGAGCAAUGAGAUUGGAGAAUCUAGUGUGGGCGGCGAGCUGGUUAGACGCAAUCAAGACAGGAAUGAUCAGCGGCGUUUGCUGGAAAUGAUCUCUCAUGCCCAGAUGGCCCAAUUUAACUGGCGAUGA
Messenger RNA from Penicillium taxi, 906 nucleotides. Its product is annotated as F-box protein. The record is from RefSeq and is a predicted model, not a curated record. The transcript has 2 exons. Gene Ontology annotation, molecular function: protein binding. NCBI's taxonomy places the organism in Eukaryota, Fungi, Ascomycota, Eurotiomycetes, Eurotiales, Aspergillaceae. Bases 1 to 906 code for a protein of 301 amino acids.